Molecule: messenger RNA, 863 nt
Organism: Camellia sinensis
Lineage: Eukaryota; Viridiplantae; Streptophyta; Magnoliopsida; Ericales; Theaceae
Product: mitochondrial import inner membrane translocase subunit TIM44-2
Source: RefSeq, a predicted model, not a curated record
ACAAACGAGUUCUAAUGGCUAGCAGAAAGCUGGUCCGAGACUUAUUCCUUCCAAAUCGCUCCUUUUGUAUUCAGAUAUUAACAUCUCAACAGGUUCCAAGUUCAGGCAUAGGGCUAAAAUUCCUUCCUGCUAAUGGGUAUUGGGGUAAUCGUCGUCAAUUCAAUGUCUUUAAUUUGUUCUUCAAAAAAGAUGAAGGCGGAGCUAACAGGUAUAAGGAAUUACUUCGGUCAGUCAAGGAACUUGAGGUGAAAGUAGAUAAGUUAAAAGGACUGACAGAUGCUCUGGAUUAUCAAAAUUUGGAUUUCCAACAGUCAAUCAUUGAACAACUGAAGGAGAAAGCAGUGGAGACAGAACCAAUAAUAGAACUUUUAGUAGAUAUGAAAGAAAGAACCAAGCAGAUACUUGAGCAGUUGGACAAACUGAAGGCGGAGGAUGCUGAAGCUAUGGCAAAGAAGGUCUGAUCCAAAUUUCUCCAUAUUGAUGCUGUUCUCGCUGUGACUUUUUACAGUUUUGAACUUAUGGAUUAGAUCGAAUUCUUUUUAACAAAUUAAGAUAACUCGUGCUUUAAUUUUCUGCCCUGUCAUGGUUCUAAUUCUCCACCCAUAUGGGAAUUUAUGGUGUUUCUAUAGAAGGCUAUAGUUUAUAUAUCUCGAGCCUGAAAAUUAUGCCUCCAUGCUUUGAUUUGUUAGUUUGUGACUGAUUUUGCAUUAGAAAAAAUGUAGGUUUGAGUCUGCCUUGCAUUUGUACCAGCAUAUAACUUUUUUUUGACUUUGUUGAUAUGUUAUAUUUGUGGUUUGGUAAGUAGAAAGUUAGUCGUUCGAGUUAGCCCAGUGAUCAGAAAGAAGAACCUUGUACUUUGCUAA